AAGUAUGACCAGAUACCUAAUAAUUUUCCCUAUUCCCUCGGCUAUAUAUAUAAAUAUCAGUCUGCUAGAGAAUCGAGGGUACUUGUUACAUUGUUCAUUCUCUAAGUAGUGAACAAAGAAUUGAUUGCAUUUGCAAUGCCAAUGAUAAUGCGGGAUUCGCCUUUGUCCUCUUUGUUCAUUAGUGUCAUUUUACGAGAGUGGCGAGAAGUUGCGAGAAUAUACAAGGAAAAUCCUAAUAUGGAGGUACAAGGUAUGAGGUUCACUCAUUCAGGUUACACAGCUUUACAUAUUGCUGCCAGCGAAAAACAAGAUAAAGAGUUAAACAAACUAGUCCAGCUAAUGGUUGAUGCAGCGAGUAUUGAUGUAAUGCGAUUAGCCGAUGACAGAGGGAACACUCCACUCCAUCUCGCAGCAAAGAUGGGGAAUGCGGGAAUGUGCGUUUCCAUUGCUUCUACUCAUCCUGAUACUAUGGGUGAGCGAAACAAUGACGGUGAGACUCCUCUCUUCUUGGCAGCACUCCAUGGUAUGAAAAAUGCCUUCUUCGCUCUCUGCUAUUAUUGCUCCUUGGAGGAGGAAGGCAACAUAUUCGCCCACAAUCCCAAAAUCUUCACUUAUGGCAGAAGGAACACUGAUGGCCGCACUGUUCUUCACUGUGCCAUCGAUGGAGAGUAUUUUGAUUUGGGUUAUCUAAUAAUUAAUCACUAUGGAGAGUUUGUUCACUGUAUUGACGAGCGAGGAAAUACCCCUCUCCAUCUUCUAGCCAGCAAUCCUUCUGCAUUCAGAAGUAGCAGUAGUAGUCGGUUCACGUUGCUGCAAAAAAUCAUUUAUCACUGUAUUCCGGCUGAGAAGCCCAAGUGGGAAAGGAAUUUCCUGAAACUAGCGGAUACGUUUGAACAGAUUUCAGACUGGGACGAUCUCUCAAGUAAUGAUGAGGAGAAUCCUCCUGAGCGAAAAUCGAAUUCUCAGCAUAAUUACCGUUGGCUCGAAAAGCUUUACUACAAAGCCAGUAGUUUCAUGAAGAGUCUGCUCAUGACAACGAUUGCUCUACUGAACUAUGGACUCUCGUGGAAAAUGAUUUUAUUUCCAAAACGAUUACUGAAGUUGAAAACAAAGCACCAAUACUUUGUUAAGAUCGUGAAUGAACUUGUUGAACAUACUUCCUCUUAUGACUAUAAAGCGACUGGAAGCGAACCCACGUCACGCUAUGAGAUUGAUGCCACGUUUGACUUCAGUGUAGUUUCCGAUCAGAAUCGUGAUGUCAUGCCUCACAUCAUUUUUAGUCAGAGCCAUUGGGACACCAGCCAAGAUAACCAAAAGAAGAAAGGCGAUCAAGAUUCCUACAAAAGCAACCAAAAGAAGAAAAGAAAGAUAGAUACACCGAUAAUAAUUGCGACAAAGAAUGGUAUUGGUGAAAUAGUAAAGGAUAUUCUUAACUCUUUUCCUAUGGCUAUACAUGACGUGAACUCAGAGGGAAAGAACUUGAUGCUUUUGGCAGUAGAAAACAGGCAACUCCAUAUCUACAAAUUGUUGCAAGAUGGAAACCAUAUAACAAAUAAUUUGUUCGAUUAUGUGGAUGAUAAUGGAAACAGUGUAUUGCAUCUUGCUGCAAUUCUUAGUACUGAUAGGCCUUGGCUCGAUCCAAGUGUUGUGCUUCAAAUGCAAUGGGAAACCAAGUGGUACGAGUUUAUUAAGAACUCUGUGCCAAAAUAUUUGUUGAAUUACCAAAACGACAGAGGCAAGACACCGGAAGAAACCUUCAGGGAGGAACACAGAGAGCUCGUGAAAAGUGACACCGAGUGGCUAAACAAAGCCUCAGAGUCAUGCACCAUCGUUGCAACACUCAUGGCAACGGUCGCUUUUGCCACAUCGGCUAACGUGCCUGGCGGCGUUAAGGGGAAAAACAGAGAGCCCAUUCUCAAACAACAACGCAUGUUUGAGGUGUUUGCAAUCUCAUCACUUGUAGCACUCUGCUUUUCACUAACAGCAGUGGUCAUGUUUCUCUCCAUUCUCACCUCUCGACACCAAAUCAUGGAUUUUGGCACUGACUUGCCUAGAAAGUUCCUAAUUGGUUUGAGCGCUCUCUUCAUAUCCAUGGCUUCUAUGUUGGUAUCAUUUUGCGGUGGACAUUUCUUCGUUCUCAGAGGCGUGCUAAGAGACGCAUGGAUUGCCGAAUAUUUAGUUGUAUUUCUACCCAUUACAAUUUUUACCAUGGCGCAAUUACCACUCUAUACUAAGCUUGUCUUUGGUACAAUUAAGAAGGUACCUGGGAACGACUUAGUGGUUAGUAAUUAACUAGAUUCUGUUUGUCAUACAAACAGUAAUGCUAGGUAUCGUGAAAAUUUUGUCAUGAAAAUAAUCAUGAAAACUUUAUGACCCUUGGAUUACACUUAGAAUAAAACACCACACACUAAUCAAGGUAAUCCAAGGAUCAUAAAUUUUUCAUGAUCAUUUCAUGACAAAAUUUUCAUGAUCCCUAACUUUUUCCGUCAUACAAAUAUUCAUGUAUAAGCCAUCUGUACGUGUGUGUUUUCAGUUCUUGUCUCCCAGUUUUCUUCCCUUCAGUUUGAUGACCAAUAAACACUGAAGUGAAUAAAAAUAAUUCCCCAUAAUUUUGUUUAAUAUAAUUGACCAGGAUGUGUUUUUCUGUUCCUUC
Molecule: messenger RNA, 2653 nt
Organism: Camellia sinensis
Lineage: Eukaryota; Viridiplantae; Streptophyta; Magnoliopsida; Ericales; Theaceae
Cellular component (GO): membrane
Molecular function (GO): protein binding
Source: RefSeq, a predicted model, not a curated record